This is a messenger RNA of Megachile rotundata (alfalfa leafcutting bee), 5184 nucleotides long. RefSeq lists its product as uncharacterized. Gene Ontology annotation, cellular component: nucleus. Gene Ontology annotation, molecular function: zinc ion binding; DNA-binding transcription factor activity, RNA polymerase II-specific. NCBI's taxonomy places the organism in Eukaryota, Metazoa, Arthropoda, Insecta, Hymenoptera, Megachilidae. The record is from RefSeq and is a predicted model, not a curated record. Gene Ontology annotation, biological process: regulation of transcription by RNA polymerase II.
UGACUCGAGCUUUUCGAAAACAAUAUAGACAACGUAAGGUGAAACGUAAACUGUAAUGACUACAGUGCGAUAAAGAACGUAAAGAGAAAAAACAAAAAGGAGAAAAUACGAGUCGAUAUAGUGAUUCGUGUGUUACAUGAUUAUCCGUGGACGGUGAAAAAUGCUCUGAACGGUUAACCAUAACCGUCGAUUAUACGGUUACACAGUUGUACAGUUGUACGGUUAUACAAUUAUACUGUUUAGAGGUGUGACUGUUGACUAUUGCAGUGAUAAUCAAAGGACGAGCAACAAGGGAUACGGUUGGUUGCAGCCUGGAGGGAGCAAGAGACCGAGUGACCGUGGACUGCAGGCUGUGGGCUGCGGGUAGCAGGCACGGGCCAGUCAGUCCACCAAACAAAACAUGGACGCCGUAGAAAUAAAUACAUCGGAUUCACCGCAAAACGAAGAAGGCAUCGUGUCGACGGUAGAAAUAUGCCGUGUUUGCCUUCUUGGUAAUCUAGUAAUGCGAGACUUGUUUCUGGAAAACGAGGUUGCUUCUCUUUCGGCAAAAGCGAUGAGUUUCGCUAACGUUAAGAUGUUACCCGGAGAUGGUUUACCAGCUCGCGUAUGCUGCGUGUGCGCGGACAAACUGGAAUCCGCAUACGAAUUUAAAUUACAAGUGGAACAAGCGGAUACCGUGCUCAGAGAAAGAUUUGUCACUAUGAAUAUAAAGGAAGAGCUGUUCUUCGAUGAAGUCGAAGUACACUUGGAUACCAGAGAACGAAACGAGGGUAUAGAAGGAAUGCGUAUAGAGAAUCAUUAUCGGGAUACUACGGAAACUUUACCACCAAUGUCUCAGGAAGAGAAAUCGUCUCUACUGAAGGAUCAGCUGGAUCUGUUACAAAUGGAAAAACUAACCGAAAAUGAAGAGGGUAUUAGAGAGCAGAACAAUGGCCAAGUAAUGGAAGAAGUGAUUGAUCAAGCGAUUAGCACGGAACAGACAUCGGAGGAUCGUCUAAACCAGGAAGAAGAGACCGUUAAAACUGUCGCGGAUACCUCGAAAGACGACGAAUCAUUGAAACAUGAAAGCAGGGAGGACGAUUGCAUCGGAAGGAUUGCGCCGAUGGAACACGAUUAUAUAUUGCAACAGGAGUGUAUAUUGUCCGACGACGGUCAGCGAGAACAUCAAGAAGAAGAAGAACAACCUCAAGAACAGCAGCAGCUUAACGAUUCCGAAGAAUCGUUUCCGCGAGAAGAUUGCGCGGAAUAUGUAAAUUUAUUGGUAAAGGCGGCCGAUGUAACGAAUCAGGAAGACGAAGACGAGGACGAGGAUGAACCCGGAGGUGCGGACGAUAUGAAACCGGAUGUAAAAAUGGAAGAAGGGUCUCCGUGUCAGAACGAAGCUAGGAGAAGUAAACGUAAGCUGGUCCGUCGAAACCAAAGUAUAGACACGAAACGAGACUCCGACGAAGAAAAUUAUUUCGAAAAUCUAAAUUUAAGUUCGAGAUUAAAAAAUGUCGAAGAUUCCGAUAAAUCCGAUAAGAUAUUUUUCCUAUGUUACCUGUGCGACAAAGAGUUUUUGUCAAAGAGCGUUUUGAAGGAGCAUAUGCACACUCACGAGGAAGUUAGAAAAGCAUUGUCCCUAAAAAAGACGUUAGAGACAUUAGAAACGUUAGAAACGCCGCAAAAAAAUGUUAGUAAUCCCGUGAAAUCGCCGCCGUCGGGUAAAAGAUCGAAUAAAUGCCCUUACUGUGGCAAACAGUACAUCUAUAUAAUUUCGUUUAGUAAGCACUUGAAGAAACACGAACGGGAGAAGGAAGAGGGAAAGGAAGAGCCGAUGCCGUUAGAAAUUUCGUUUCACGAGGACGAGCAUAGUUUGGAUCUUGACGAUUACGAGGAGGCGCAGCGUUCGAAUGCCGAGUUUCGAAGAAGAGCCAAAGGAAAAGACGGUUUCGACAGAACGAAGACGAAGAAACCGGUAGAAGAAGGCGAGUUCGAGGACGAGGACGAGGAACAAGGGCAGGAGGAGAAUGAAGAGGAAGAAAGGGGGAAGGAAGAGAAUAGGGGUGAUCAAGGAGACGACGGUUGGAACAGAGAAGAGAAAGAAGGAAGUCAGGGUGCGCGCACGGAAACGUUCGCCUGCGAUAAAUGCUCGCAGAAAUUCUAUACCAAGCGCGGUUUACGGAAACACUCGGUUUCGCACGUUGUUCUUAAAUGUAGCGUUUGCGAAGAAGAAUUCGAUUCGAUGGAAAAGCUUAGAAACCAUCGUGCAAAGCACGUGGUCGAAGGCGUAUUGAGCGAACAAGAUUUCGAAGCGGAUACGGAGUACACGAUCGACGAUAGAACCGACGAUCGCGGAACAGACGGGAAAGGAAACGAUGGAAAGGCCCAAAAUGGAGAGGAUGGGGGCGAAGUGGAACGAUUUGAAACGGAUAACAGAUCGGGGAAGAGCGACAGAAAUACGGAGACGCACUCAGGGAUCGAGUACAAUUGCAAGACGUGUUGUCAGCGGUUUCCGAGGAAAGAUUCGUUGCUGAAGCACAUGGAACAGCAUCACGAACGCGCGAAAACUUACAAGUGUACACAAUGUAAUAAAACGUUCGGCAACGAACUUACUUUACGAAAUCAUCUUAUAGCCACCGAUCAUAAAACUUUCGUUCACGGGCAAGAAUACGAUCCUAAUAAACGCAUUAAACGAGUCGCCGCGAGAGCGGCUCAGAAGAUAAUCGAUCAGAUUAAAACGGAGGACGGUUUUUUAGAGGAUUACGACGACGAUGACGACGAGGACGAUCAGAGCAACGUCAGGCUCGAUCGCGUCGGUUCAGGGUUAGACGGUCGCGGUAAACGAGACACGUCCAUGCAAAAGAAACACAAUUACAAGAAGGAGCUGGAAUGCGUGAGUUGCAAUAAAAAAUGCUGUUCGAAGCAGUCGUUGGCAAAACACAUGGAACAGCACGUGAAAGACGAACGAACCGUGAAAUUGGAAAAGCAGAAACAACCGGCGGAGAAAAAGGGACAACGGAACUGUACCGGCGAACGCGUCGAUAACGGGGAGAACAAAGAUGACGAUUACGACUCGGAUUUCGAGAGUGGGUUAGACUGGCCGAUGGACAAUCACGAGUGUGCCAAGUGUAAGAAACGGUACAGUACGAAAAAAUCAUUGUUGCGACAUCAGUUAUUGCACGAGGAGCCGAACUUCGAAUGCGACAUCUGUAACGUGAAAUUCUACCGUAAAGACAAAUUGAAGGCUCAUUACGACAAGUGUUCGGAGAAGAAUCCUGAUCAAGUGAGAAAGUGCAACAUCUGCGGAGAUAGUUUCGAAAACAACGAAAUCCUACGGGAGCACAGAUCGAAACACGUUACCGAGGGUAUCCUUACGGAGGAAGAUUUGAGGGAUACAGAACCGCGGCCGGAAGAGAAAAAACCGGGCGAGAAAAUCGGUCGGAAGAGAAGAACCGACAUCGUCGGUUUAGAAUGCACCGAAUGCAACAAACGAUACACCUCGAGGAAAGGACUAUUACGACAUAUUCAAGUACACGAGGGAAAGAAAUACCUGUGCGAUAUAUGUCCGAAAAAGUUUUACAGGAGAGAACAUUUGAAGAUACACGUGGCUAAGCAUAAUAUGAUAAAACCGUACAAGUGUACUCGUUGCACCAAGCGUUUCAUUAAAGAGGAGCAAUUGACCAAUCAUCUGUCGAAGCAUGAUCGUACUUUCAAGAAGAAUAAAGAGACGGAUAGUUCGAAGAGGUUCCUUUGCGAGAUCUGUUCGAAAAGUUUCACCCAAUCGACCACGUUAAUCGCUCAUCUUCGAGCGCACAACGGGAUCAAACCGUACGUUUGCGAAGUUUGUUCGCGACCGUUUACAACGAACGCGUACCUAAAAAUGCAUAUGAGAACGCAUACGCAAGAACGGCCGUAUAUCUGUCAGUACUGUUCACGAGCAUUCGCCAGGGCCGACACGCUCGCCAAUCAUUUGACUUCGCACACGGGCGAAGCGAAGUAUCAUUGCAAAUAUUGUCCGAAAAAUUUCCGCCGUCUCAAGUCCCUGAAAGAGCACGUAUUCAUUCACACCGGUCAGAGGCCUUACGCUUGUCCAACCUGUGAUCGACGGUUCAACAACAACGGAAGUCGUUACGCUCACAGUAAAAGGUGUAAACAAAAUUUCGUUCAAAAUCAGACUCAAAACCAAAACCAGAAUCAGAAUCGUGGUCAGAUAUUGGCCACGCAAGCGCAAUCGAUACAAACUCAACAGAAAGUGUUACACCAGGCUACUCUUGGACAAUGUCAAGUAGUGAAGGCACAGAAUAUCAAAACGAUCACUAUUACCAGACAAUCUGAACCGGUUACUGCUCAACAGGUUAUGCAACAUCAGGAAAUACUGAUGCCUUUGAUUCUUCCGCUUACCGUCACUCUCGCCGACGUUGGCGAAGAAGUUAUAUUACCAGAGGGAAGUAAAAUAUUUACUACCACUUAAAUCGACCUCGUUCUUUUGCCGCGUUCCUUCACUUUUCUCUUGAAAUUCGCUUUACUCGUUUGCUAUCGUCCUCGAUACUUUCACCCUCUUUUCAUUGACUCGUUACCGAAAAAUUAACAUUUAACCAUGGUAAUUACGAAGGUGGAGCGAAAGUGGCAGCAAAUCGUGUUGAAAAAAAGUAACCGAAACGAUAGGGCGUUUGAUUUUGUAUUAUAUACGUUGUAUGUAUAUCUUUCUAUGUGCUAUGUUUAGGUACAAGAUGAAGUUAUGGAGUAGAAAAUGUACGGGAAUUGGAUUAAUUAUGUAGCAAAUGUUUAAAAUGAAUCUACGGGUUGUUCGUUCGUCUCGAACGCGAAGCGUAAACGUCGUUUGUUAAAGUGUUAAAUAUCGUUCCGUGAACGAAGAGCGGAAGAAGCACGUUCGGUUCGAGAACUCGGCAUAUGAAAGCAAGGGAUAUUAAAGAGGGAGAGAGAGAAAAAAAACAAUGUUGCUCAGAAUAUACGAAAAAUACGAAAUAAGAAACGUGGGAAGACCAAUUACCAAAUUUUACCGAUUUUAAUCGGUAUCGUGGACGACCUCGACGUUGACUUCGAUUUCGAACCAUCUCGUUUCACCGGUUCCCUACAGUUUUUUCUUGUUUUUGAUAUUAAAAAUGUGAUUGGACUCGACGGAAGUACGUAUGUAUAUAAUGUAUGUACGUAAACGUGUACACGCAUUUUCGUAUAUUUGAA